Debaryomyces fabryi is the source of this 609-nucleotide messenger RNA. RefSeq names its product protein-arginine omega-N methyltransferase (gene HMT1). The coding region runs from base 1 to 609 and encodes 202 amino acids. The record is from RefSeq and is a predicted model, not a curated record. Gene Ontology annotation, molecular function: protein-arginine N-methyltransferase activity. Gene Ontology annotation, biological process: peptidyl-arginine methylation. Gene Ontology annotation, cellular component: nucleus. NCBI's taxonomy places the organism in Eukaryota, Fungi, Ascomycota, Pichiomycetes, Serinales, Debaryomycetaceae. The transcript has a single exon.
AUGUUGGAUACUGUUUUGUACGCCAGAGACAAGUAUUUGGUCAAAGGUGGUUUAAUUUUACCAGACAAGUGUUCGAUGUAUAUUGCUGGUAUUGAAGAUGCCCAAUACAAGGAAGAAAAGAUUCACUACUGGGAAGAUGUUUAUGGAUUUGAUUACUCUCCAUUCAUCGAUGUUGCUAUGGUUGAACCUUUAGUAGAUACCGUUAACAACCAAUCCUUGAUUACCACUCCACAUAAAUUCUUUGAGUUUGACAUAAAUACAGUCAAGAAGGAAGAGUUAGCUUAUCACAACAACUUUGACUUAAAAGCUAUUGACACUGAUUUAUGUCAUGCUUACAUUGUUUGGUGGGAUUGUGAAUUCCCAGGUGAUGAGACAGUUACUUUGCACACUGGUCCAAUGCAUCAAUACACCCAUUGGAAACAAACUGUUUUCUACAUGGAUCAAGUCCUUAACUUAAAGAAAGGUGAUCAUAUUAAAGGAUCCAUUGCUUCCAGACCAAAUUCUAAGAAUCCAAGAGAAUUAGACGUUGAAAUCAGUUGGAAUGUUAAGACUGACUCGAAUGAUAAAUCAAGAGAAAAGUCUGGUAAGUAUAAUUAUUUCAUGCGUUAA